UUACUAUUUCAAUCCCUGUCUCUCUCCCUCUCUAAAACUCAACGCAUAAUUUAAAGCUGCGAUCUUUUUCCAGUAACUCUGAAAUGGAAUGAAAGGGAUCAAUUUUGCAAAGUUCUAAGAUUCUUAGAGGAAAUUUUGUCCCCACUGUGCUUCUCUUCAUUACUCCUUUUUCGGUUUUGGUCUCAUGCUGUUUGGAUUCUGAGAAAAAAACCAAGAAAACCCAAAAGUGAAAUCAUCACCAAAAGAAAAAGCACAAAAUACACACACACACUCUCUCUCUCUGUCUUCCCUCCUCGCCCCACAAACUUGGUUACAUCAUUUUCUGACGUUGUUGUUGUUUCCAAGAAGCCAAGCACUUCCUUUUGGACCUCUACGUGAAAGUUCUACAUUAAUAGGAUUCUGCUUCUUCUUCUUCUUUGUUUGGUUAUAGUGCUUGGUUAGAGCCUUAGAGGAACUUUGUGUGUUUGUGUUGUGUAUUAUCUCUCAGUUCCAGCAAUGGAGGACUCGACCAAGUUGCGUUUGGUGCGGUGCCCCAAGUGUCAAAAUGUUCUUCCCGAGCUUGCCAAUUACACUAUUUAUCAAUGUGGUGCUUGUAAUACUGUUCUUCGAGGAAAGCCUAAAGGUUUUGAAGGUGGUGGUAGGUUGUGGCAGACCUCAGAUAAGGAACAAGGUGGAGGAGAUCAAGGUACACCAAGAAGUUUCUUGGGGAAAGGGGUAGUUGAUUUGAGUGAUAAUUCAGAUGUUGAAGUUAGGCCCAGUGGGGGUUCCUUCUGGGAGGGUCAAAGAAGGGAUUUGGGGAAACCAAAUAAAGGACAUGAGAGGUUUUUGGAUGAUUCUAGGGAUGGGGAUGGGAAAGGGGUUUUGGAGGAUGGUUUUAAUGUCAAUAAGGACAAAAGGGGCAAGUCAAUUGGAAGGGAGCAGAAGGAGCAGAAGGAGCAGAAGACUCACAUGGGAGGGGACCAAUUCUAUGGGAGAAUGUCUAAUUGGCCAAAUGGGGAAAGAGGUGAGAUGGAGGGGUUUUGGAGAAAGACACACGCUGAUAUGGAGGGUGUGAGAUUUCCCACUCUAAAUUAUCCUGAUGAGGGAUCUUCAAAUAGCUUUUCCAGUUUUUCUUACAGUUAUGGGGAGCAAUGGAGGAAUUACAAGGACAUGGAUGGUGUGAAUAGGGUUCAGCACCUUGAGCAAGAUCGAGCCGAGAUUCUAAGGAAGCUGGGUGAGUUGUCCAAUCAGUUGAACAAGUCUUCUGAGGUGGUUAGUAACCCCAAAGAAAAGGUUCUUCCUGAGGGAAAGAUGGUUCCUCCAGAUCUUUUUGGUGGCCCUGAACAUUGGUUUCCAGAUGGAUCAUCGGCAAUGAACAGGUCCUCAGGACAAUUCUUUGGCCCUACUAGUAACAAACAUAUGGCAGGUUCUCCUUAUUUCAAUUAUCAUCAAGAUCCAUAUGCUUAUGCAAGUGAUCAUGAAAUGGCUAUGCACAACUUCCAUCCUUCUAUGCAUAAUCCAAAUUAUGUUCCUGGAUAUGGGGAUCCUUCUGUAUCCCAGAUGAUGAGAAGUUCACAUCCUAUACCCCGUCAGUUCUUGCAAAAACCAAUGCACCCCUACUUUCCUGGACGCUAUACUGAUACUGUUCCAGAUUCCUAUGAUCCAUAUGCACAGAAUGCUAUGCUUCACCCACCUUCUUGCCCAUGUUUCCGUUGCUAUGACAACAAAAUAAGAGGUUCAGUGCCGGCUCCACCUGCUGCAUUCGUUAAGAGCAGAUUCCCUCGUACCCCAAAUGAUUCUAUGCUAUACCAUCAUGAGAUUUCAGGGGCAGUUGGUCCACAUGUUCAUAAUGCUAGAACUGCCAUGUCUGCUGUGAGUUUACAUGAAAAACAACUGCAUACAAGAGGGCCUAGAGACUACAGUUCUGAGAUGGGUGGAUUUGUUGGAAGCCGUCCUCGAAAAGUGGUGCCUGGUACUGGUAGUCGGCAAUGCCUUCCUAUAGCUGGUGGUUCUCCUUUCAUCACAUGUCAUAUUUGCUUUGAGUUACUGCAACUGCCUAAAAAGACACUGGUCAUGGUGAAAAAUCGUCAGCUGAAAAUGCGAUGUGGGGCUUGUUCUACAGAAAUAAAAUUCUCUGUCAUCAAUAAGAAGCUAAUUAUUUCUCCUAAUUCAGAAAUGGAGGAAACUACCACAUCCACAAGGGUUGAUGAUACCACUAAUGAGGUUGUGAAUAGUUGUGCAUUCCAAGCCUGUGGUGAUGUAAACGCAGGUGCUGCGAACUUCUCAUCUGAUGAUUAUUCUGGUUAUGAUUUUCAUUCAGUUGAUAGAGAAUCUCCUGUGCUGGCUGCAGACCCAAUCUUGAACUCUACCAAGUCCCGGGAGAGGCAAAGUUUCCAUUCUUCAUCUCCCUGUAUUUCUGAUGAUGAAAAUAGUCCAGAAGUUAUGACUGCACCAAUUGAAGCUACUAAGUCCAUUCAUCAGCCAUUUAAAGCCUCUCAAUCUCCUUCACCUAGUGGUUCAUUUAAUAAUGCUGUAAAACGAUUAGGGAAAGGAAACCAGAGUAGUUGCUCAGAUCAAGAGACGGAAAAAAUAGAAAAGAAUGCCUCAAGGCAGAAUUCUUUGAAAGAGGUGCUUGCAACUGAGAUGGAUGUCAAUGAUUAUUCUAACAAUGGGGUCUUCCAGGAUUCUGGUGAUGCAAGCGGAGAACAUGAUCGUUCUAGAUCUAGCAAAAGGGGUGAAUCAUUUUUAGCAAACAUUAUCAAGAAAGAUAAUGGCAAAAGUAAUGUUACUGUAAACGGACAUCCCAUACCAGAUCGUAUGAUUAAGAAGGCUGAAAAGCUAGCCGGGCCAAUCCAGCCAGGGAAUUACUGGUAUGAUUCUCGGGCUGGAUUUUGGGGUGUCAUGGGUGGACCAUGUCUUGGAAUAAUUCUGCCAUUCAUAGAAGAGUUCCAGCAUCCCAUGCCAGAUAAAUGUGCUGGUGGAAAUACCAGUGUUUAUGUAAAUGGUAGAGAACUUCACCAAAAAGAUUUAGAUUUGCUUUCUCGUAGAGGACUCCCUCGUGAUAGCAAUAGAUAUUAUAUCGUUGAAAUUUCUGGUAGAGUCCUGGAUGAAGACACAGGAGAAGAGCUGGAUAGCCUUGGCAAACUUGCACCAACAGUGGAGAAAGAAAGGCGUGGAUUUGGCAUGAAAGCACCCAGAACAGCUGCAUAAUACAAGUAUAGAAAUAAAAAUUCUGCUGAGAUUUACUUCAGGAGAUUUUUGUUCCACCCUUCUGCAGAUUUGGAAACAUUAUUUCGGAUCAGAUCAUGGGAAAUUUUUGAAAUCUUUUCAUGAUUUUUUACUAGAAUUUAUUCUGUCUGCUGCCACGGUCCAAACCAUUUUCCACGUGACUUGCAUAGAUUAUAUAUAUGAUAUGUAAAUUUGUAAUUCUUGUACUACAAUUUUUUUUGUCAUAAAUGUUUUACCAAAAAAGAGCAUAAACUAUUUUGUGCUCGCAAUCUUGCUUGUGAUCCAGACUCUGAUGUGGAAAACAAUGUAAUAUAUUUCUUGCUCAGUCGGUAAGUAGUCAAAUAUUUUUUUAUGAACCA
Molecule: messenger RNA, 3566 nt
Organism: Glycine soja
Lineage: Eukaryota; Viridiplantae; Streptophyta; Magnoliopsida; Fabales; Fabaceae
Exons: 5
Coding region: 496-3189 (897 amino acids)
Biological process (GO): regulation of defense response to fungus
Source: RefSeq, a predicted model, not a curated record